AGCUAUCACUAUCGAGACAAGGAUCGGGCGGUGCCUUUCCUAACCCACUGGGAUCACACCGAGGAGUACUUGAUGAAGAUCGACGGGGCGCAGCGGAAUAAGCUCGCUGCAUUCGAGGAGCUGGUGCUGGCCGCUGCCUUCGAUGUCAAAGUGACGUUGCACCCCCCUGGCCGCGUCGGUGACGGCAAAGUUUGCAAGGGAUGGGGCGAGAUGCGAAAGGCCUUCAAGGUGGAAGUCUACCGAACAGAUGCCCUUGCUCCUCGGCCCAGCGACGUCGACUUCCAAGAGUGCGAGAAGGUCGAGUUCGUUCUCGUAUCGGUGGAGCACUUGCUGGGCGUGGCCCGUGGGCUGCAGGGUGACAUCAAGUUGCUGAUGGAAACGUUUCAGUGCACUAUCUUGGACCAGCCGAUGGAGAUGAGCGUGGCCGUUGCGAAGUGCAUGCGUGCGUCCAUGAUGCAGCUCAUGUCGGUGAAUGCCAUUGUCCCCGACAGCGUGAUCAAGGCCAUCGCCGACUUCGACGCCAUCAGGGCCCGCCCCGACUCCCACAAGGAGGCGGAGGAUUCCAUUGGCAUUAAACAAGUGGGUGGUGUGCCGACGAGCCAGGUAGUCGAGCGCUACCGCGACGCCAUGUUCUUGCACUGCGCUGUCUGCCUGGGGGGCCAGAAGUUCUUGAUCGCAGGCAACUGCGGUGGGGGCCAAUAUUAUCUUGGCAUCUUCUUGGAGAGCAUGAACAAACUUGUUCCCGAGCUGCUGGCCAUGAACGGCACUGCGAUGAAUUCGACCACGUCGAUCUUCGAUUCCCUGCGAUCGUGGAUGCGCUCGCAGUCCAUCCGCGACGUCAUGGAUCAAUUGAUGUCCAAGGCUCUGGAGCUGGCCGCGAAGUGCGCGACCGUCGACUGGAAGGGCUACGUUGACAAACGGGCGAAGAUCACGAAGCAGCUUAGCCAGCUCUUGCAAGCGAACAGGGUAUACGACGCGUGCCUUCUUAUUUCAAACGAGGUUGGGGAGUUGGUCACUCUGGGCGUCAAGGACCUAUUCCCCCCAAAGGAUCGCAACGAUGUGAUCCAGAAGUACAUUGGGAUAUUGGAUUCUAAGAACAAGGAGUCUGUCGACGCCGAGCUGAUCAGCAUGGACGUGUGUAAGGCUACAGAGAACUGCCUGAAGAAAGAGAUGGCCCCCAUAGUAUCACCUGGGUGCCAGGACUUGGUCUGCGCGCCGGUGGCGGGGAAGAGUUCUGCCCUCGCAGUCCGCGCGAACCCGCGGCGGUCCAUCUCUGAGUGGUGGCUCGGCGUCUUGCAGUCAGAAAAAUCAGAUGCAUCCGCGGCGGCAGAGGGCGACAAGAUGUUCGCCGCCGCGUUCCCGACCUACGUCAUGAAGAACUUGAUUGCGUCCUUGGAUGACUACUUCAGCUCGCUGGUGGCAUCGGCCUACGCGUCCCAGGUGCUGGACAGGACAGCGGCUGCCUCGGCCUCCAAGGCGACUCUCAUGCCCAUCGAGAUGGUCGAAGGCGAGUUCCCUCAUGAGCUCGUGGAUGGCACUGUCGGCAGCGGCUGCCUCGACCUCUACUUGGACGGGGGCAGGGUCUGCAACGCGCGCAGAUCCGACUGCUGCGUCGGCUGGCUGAUCAAGCCCGUGAAGGAGCUCUCGGCCGACGUGCAGGAGGCGCUGGCGGCGGGCGUCGAUGACGAGACCGCCGCCCCCGCCAAGCGCCCCAAGCUGAUCAUGAAGAAGGAGCAGGCGAAGUCCAAGCAGACGUCCGCCACGCACGACGUGUGCUGCGUGCGCUUCGAGGUCAAG
This is a messenger RNA of Prorocentrum cordatum, 1797 nucleotides long. The record is from the annotation of a GenBank genome assembly. NCBI's taxonomy places the organism in Eukaryota, Dinophyceae, Prorocentrales, Prorocentraceae.